Messenger RNA from Paramecium sonneborni, 769 nucleotides. Lineage: Eukaryota; Ciliophora; Oligohymenophorea; Peniculida; Parameciidae. The record is from the annotation of a GenBank genome assembly.
CUUAUGCAAGGGGCAAGGUUUGUAGAGACUAAUUUGGUUUAAAAAAUGCUGAGAAAUCAAAAUUAUGAUUUCCAUAAAAAGAAAUUAGACGAAAUUUAAACAGAGUAAUGAUUUUCUUAUAUGGCUAAUAGUAAAAAAGCAAGAUAUGCUUUUAAGGAUUUGCCUAUUCUGAGCAAAACUUAAUAAAUCAAAGAGUAAUCUUCUAGAUUUUAGAAAUCUGAAUAGAGAAAAAGAAUAGAUGAAUAAAAUUAAUAUCUCAGCUCACAUAUAAUAGAAAUAUAAGAAGGUAAGAACUCUCAAUUCAGAUCAAUUUGGACAGUAUAAAAUUUAAGAGAGAAAGCAUAUGUAAGGUAUUUGAAGAGAAUUUUUAGGCUGACACUUCUCAAUGGUGUGAGAAUACUUUAGGUAAAAGACUUCAUUCCCCUUUAAGAAGGAAACAAUAGUAAAAAAUAGAUGAAGAAAAUUAAGAACUACAAAAAAGGCUUGAAUUAACGAAGUAAAUCUUAUUAGAAAAGUAAUAAGAACAAAUAUCUAAAUAUGAAAAGCUUAGAGAUCACAUGACUAGAGUAUUAAAGAAAUAUUUAGCUAGAUUAAAUCUAAAGGACCUAAUUCUCCAAUGAUGAGUACUCAAUUCCCAUCAGUAAAGAGUAAAAGUACUACUCAGCUUAUGAAUAAGCCAUAUCAAUCUGAUUCAUUAAUACAGAACAGUAAAAUGAAUGACUUGUUAAAGUCUGAUAUCAAUAUAAGUAAAAUAUCGAAAAUAGAAUGA